Molecule: messenger RNA, 600 nt
Organism: Solanum verrucosum
Lineage: Eukaryota; Viridiplantae; Streptophyta; Magnoliopsida; Solanales; Solanaceae
Exons: 2
Coding region: 1-600 (199 amino acids)
Source: RefSeq, a predicted model, not a curated record
AUGACGACUCAAACUAAUAGGGAGAUUGUGGUCCCCAUUAACCCAAAUGCGGGUACAACGACAACUAGAGUGAGGGACUUCACCAGAAUGAAUCCUCCAGAGUUUCAUGGUUCAAAGGUUGAGAAAGAUCCACAAAAGUUCACUAAUGAACUGUAUAAAGUGUUGAUGAUCAUGGGAGUGACUCCGGUGGAAAAGGCAGAAUUUGCUGCCUAUCAACUUAAAGGUGUUUCUCAAGUUUGGUUCAACCAAUUGAAAGAAGAGAGGGGGUUGAUGCGGGUCCUUUUAAUUGGGAAAAGUUUAAGGUUUUCCGGUCAAUGUUCCUCAAAUUCUCGUCCUAGAUUCAACAAAGAUAUGGUAUCUAACCCUAAACCUCAAGGAGAAAAUGGUGGUGGAUUUUCAUUGUCUACUUGUGCUAAAUGUGGAAAGAAGCAUGAGGGUAAAUGCUUAGCUGAUACAGAUGGUUGCUUUGGUUGUGGUAAGUGUUGCCACAAGAUAAGGGAUUUUCCAUCACUUAUGGCUAAGGGAAGAGAAGGUAGGCAAGCUCUGCCUAGUUGUUCGGGUUCAAGUUCUCCAAAACAAAACAAAUUCUAUGCACUCUAG